Molecule: messenger RNA, 2105 nt
Organism: Panicum virgatum (switchgrass)
Lineage: Eukaryota; Viridiplantae; Streptophyta; Magnoliopsida; Poales; Poaceae
Product: anaphase-promoting complex subunit 6-like
Exons: 16
Coding region: 50-1813 (587 amino acids)
Biological process (GO): cell division
Molecular function (GO): protein binding
Source: RefSeq, a predicted model, not a curated record
CACAACGAAUUGCGGGUUCGACCUGUUUUUCCAUUGAACCCUAGUUCGAAUGCGGGACACAAAUUUCGGUUUCCCUCGCGUGCCGCCCCCUUCCUCCUCCCCCGCAGCAGCAGCAGCAGCCGCAUCCCAGCCGAGCCCCAAGCGCAGGAGAGUAGGGGAGGCCGCCGAGGAGCCGCCGCCGCCGCCGGAGAUGAGGGAGGAGGCGCUGGAGCGGCUGCGCGGGGUGGUGCGGGACAGCAUCGGGAAGCACCUGUAUGCGUCGGCCAUCUUCCUCGCCGACAAGGUGGCCGCCUCCACGGGGGACCCCGCCGACGUGUACAUGCUCGCACAGGCGCUCUUCCUCGGCCGCCACUUCCGUCGCGCGCUCCACCUCCUCAACAAUUCCCGCCUGCUCCGCGACCUUCGGUUCCGAUUCCUCGCCGCCAAGUGCCUCGAGGAGUUGAAAGAGUGGCAUCAAUGUUUGUUGAUGCUUGGGGAUGCAAAAGUGGAUGAACAUGGAAAGGUCCUCGAUCAGGAUGAUGGCAGUGACAUUUAUUUUGAUAAGGAUGCUGAAGAUCAUGAAAUCAAUAUCAAAUCAGCUAUAUGUUUCUUACGUGGCAAGGCUUAUGAAGCACUGGACAACCGUGAUCUUGCUCGCCAAUGGUACAAGGCUGCCAUUAAAGCUGAUCCUCUAUGUUACGAGGCUCUCGAAUGUCUUGUUGAUAACUAUAUGUUGACCUGCGAGGAAGAGUCUGAGUUAUUGUCCUCCCUGCAAUUCAGAGAGGAAGACGGGUGGCUAUCAGCAUUUUACUCAUGUUUGAUUAUGAAGCAUGAAAAAGAAUAUGUAGUUGAAGCAAAAUUCAAGGAACUUGAACGAGAAUCUUGCAGUAUUUCGUCCUCGAUUUCCGGUGAAACACUGAAAAAUAACACUGAUGUUAUGGCUUGCAAAGCUGAAUACUAUCACCAGAGUGGGGAGUACCAAAAAUGUUGGCAAUUGACAUCUUCGUUACUUGAAAGGGACCCUUUCCAUUUAAAGGGCACGUUAGUUCAUUUGGCAGCUGCAAUGGAGCUUGGUCAUUCCAAUGAUCUUUAUCUUUUGGCGUGCAACUUAGUGAAGGAUUAUCCUCAAAAGGCUAUUUCAUGGUUUGCUGUUGGUUGCUAUUACUAUUGCAUUAAGAAAUAUGAUCAAGCUCGGAGAUACUUCGGCAAAGCUACAGGGUUAGAUGGGACAUUUCCUCCUGCCUGGAUUGGUACUGGCAUUGCUUAUGCUGCUCAAGAGGAGGGCGACCAAGCAAUGGCUGCUUUUCGGACUGCAGCUCGGUUAUUUCCUGGAUGUCAUCUGCCAACUUUAUAUAUGGGCAUGCAAUAUGUGCGGAUGCACAAUUUCAAACUUGCUGAGCAGUUCUUCACGCAAGCAAAAUCCAUCUGCCCAUCUGAUCCACUUAUAUACAAUGAGUUGGGGGUUGUAGCUUAUAAUAUGAAAGAGUAUCGAAAGGCAGUUCAGUUGUUUGAGUUAACACUGGACCACACUUCAUCCUCUCUGAAUGAAAUGUGGGAACCAACAUUGGUGAAUCUUGGACAUGCACUUCGGAAACUCAAGGAAUAUCAGACAGCAGUAUCAUAUUACGAGAAGGCACUCACUUUUCCAACCAAAAGCUUGAGCGCAUUUGCUGGUCUUGCUUAUACUUACCAUCUUAUGGAUAAUUUUGAAGCUGCCAUAAAUUAUUACCACAAGGCUCUGUGGUUGAAACCAGACGACCAGUUUUGCACAGACAUGCUAACAUAUGCUCUCGAGUCCAGCUGCCACAGCACUGCUCGUAGAAGCCUAGUUUAGGUUUAUUUAUUUUUUGAAGAAAGUUGCAGGAGCACUGCAUUGUCAUUUAAGAGAGGAGAGAGAAUAGUUUAGGUUUAGACGGUACUUGCAAAUUGGAGCAGGUGCUGUCAUAUGGUUAGGGUAUUGCUCUGCUUACAGACUUAGUAACCUUAUAUGUAAAGCUGUUGUUGUACAAUCUGUCAAGUUCACUCCAGUCACUUUAGAUUGGUUGUAAUGACAAGUUUUUACCUUGUACUUAUGUAUAUACAACCAAUUCAUUCAUGAUGAACAGUAUUUAUUUAUUUUACCCUUA